Molecule: messenger RNA, 1238 nt
Organism: Argiope bruennichi
Lineage: Eukaryota; Metazoa; Arthropoda; Arachnida; Araneae; Araneidae
Gene: Sgf29
Product: SAGA-associated factor 29-like
Exons: 5
Coding region: 164-1021 (285 amino acids)
Cellular component (GO): SAGA complex
Source: RefSeq, a predicted model, not a curated record
GUACCUUUCAUUGCUGUGCGGUGUACUUGUGCGUAGCAUAACGCUUCUGCCCGCAUACUUUCUGAAGAUGCAGCAAUUAUAUUAGGUGUUUGAUUGAAUUUGAGUUCUAUCUAUAUUAAUAAGUGGAAUAUUUUCAGUGCUUGAGUUUUUGAUUUAGUAUCUAAUGGCGGAGAAAAAUAUGGCCCUUCCACCUGAAAUGGAAUCUGAAAUCGAAGCUCUAAAAGGCUUAUUAUUGGAUAUACAAGAAUCUAAAACGGAUCCAGAGGAACUGGCUGCUAUCAGUAAGAAUGAGGCUGACCUGAAUGCAGCUGGAAAGAAGCCAAAGCAAUCUAUUGUAAAAAGUCAAUUGACAUUAUAUAAAAAAGAGUUACAAAAUACAACGCAAGAAAUUGAAAGAAUACACAAAGCAUUGGAACAUAUUGCAGAAAUGCGCAAAAACUACUUUUCCAGUCUUUCAACUGCAUUAAAAGGUUGUCCCAAGGAAAUAUCUGCAGAGUUGGCAGCAUUAAAAGAAACUGCUGAGACUUUACCAUUAUGGGUUGGUGAAAAUGAUGAAGAAAUACCUCCAUUGUGUGGAGCAGUUCAGACAGAUGCUGGAUAUGUUGCCAAACCCUCUGAUAUGGUUGCAGCUUUUGUGACAGUUAAACAUCGAUUGCAUGAAUGGAUUUUAGCUGAAGUAAUAAAUUAUGAUUUCACAACUGAAGAAUACAAAAUUCAGGAUAUUGAUGAGAAACAAAAAUCAACGUAUGUUUUAAAAAAAGAGAAAGUCAUUCCACUACCUAACAUGAGAGCAAAUCCAGUUGAGAAUCCAAAUGCUAUAUUUCCUAAAGGAACAACAGUUCUGGCCCUUUAUGAAAACACUACAUGUUUUUACAAAGGUGUGGUUCAUGAGCCUCCUGGUACUGCUUUUGAACCUUAUCAAAUUUCAUUCGAAGAUAAUGACUGUGAGGGUGGAUAUUCUCCUCCUAUUAAUGUUCCUCAGAGAUAUGUAUUAGCUUUUAGAAGUUUUGAAACUGAAUAAUAUGCAAUAUCUUUUUUUGUAUUAAUCACAGUUGAAUUUUAUUAAAUUUCAUGAACUGAUCAAAAAUUAGUUUUUCUGUCUUAUCUUUUGAAAUAAAUAAUAAAAAUAGAAUCAGUGAGUUUUUUGAUGCUGAUGUACACAUUCUGCAUUUAUGAUUAGUGUAAAAAAGCAUUUUUGAAUUUGAAUAUUAUUAGAUCAAUAAAAUAUAAUUUUAGGU